Pocillopora meandrina is the source of this 1991-nucleotide messenger RNA. The record is from the annotation of a GenBank genome assembly. Lineage: Eukaryota; Metazoa; Cnidaria; Anthozoa; Scleractinia; Pocilloporidae.
CUUGUAUGGCUGAUUAUACUUGAAAAAUGACUGGACAAUUGUUUUCAGAACAUCACUAAAGUUCCGGUCCACAGUCUUUUAAAACUUCAUUUGCAUCAGAAAUGUGCAGCGAGUGGCAAAAUAGGAUGACAGAUGUUUCAGCUUAGUUUGUGGUGUGAAGUUUCAAUUCACGAAGCUUUGUCUUCGCGUCUGCCAAAUUUUUCACGUCGAGAGGAAACAUAGGGGAGAAAUCAACUUAAUUUUUCAUCCCUGUGACAAAUUUCGUGAAGGGAGACUGAUACAGAAGAGCCCAGGUGAGGUUGUUUUUCGGAAUAAAAUCUCGAUAUAUUUAUCGCUGCUGUCUAUUCACUUGAGAUUCAAUAUGAAUCUGUCAGAAGGAAGCUUUGUCAGCGACAUCGAACCGUAAGCUUCUUAAAUUUUUCCACCGAAAUGGAGCCGCCAGAAUUGAUAUUGACGUGAUACGAACGGAUUGGAUGUAAACACUUAUAAUGCCACAGCCCGCCUGUUUCACAUCGGUUAUGAAAAAUUCACUGAGGACAUCGCAGGGUUUCACAGAAGGUUCAAAUCAGCAAUUCAUUGAUUUGUUCUCUGUUUUCCGCCUCAGGGAAACGCGUUUAAAAUAUCUUUAGAAACUAAGCGAGCCCCACGAGCCACGCAUAUGUUUUCGUCGCUCCAUGCUGACAUUUUUUUGUCAAAAUGCAAAUGUUUUUAUUCUUAAACAUUAACUGUUUUCGGUGUAUUAAAACCAAUAUCACUUCGGACCUGCAAAAAUCGAUUCCUGUCAAGAGGAUUAAACGGCCAAUUUAAUCUGGCGCUCGUUGGUUUCGUACCUCUUGGCAAAAGCUAAUAUUCUGCCUGCAGAACUGACUAUAAUUAAGCUACGAUUAUUCAAUAUCGAGGUUCGAAAACAUCUAUAAACUAAAAAUUUCUAAUUGAGUUCUUCAUCUGAUCUGAUAAACAGAGAACCCACGCUAGCGCCGCAAUGUACCGGAACAGAUUCUGGUAAUACACACUUACCGUGUGAACAACUUGUCGGGAUUCAAGUGACAUUAUGAAACGCUUAUUCCGCGCGCUCACAGAUACCAGUUGUCAAAAGCGCCGGAAAAGAAAGCAAAGAAAAACAAAGCACUCUAAUCAUUUGAAUGAAACAAUGGGAGCAUGUCUGGACUUGCAGAGCUCUGCCCCUCUAAAAAUUCUGCUGGUUCCAUGCGAAUCUCAACCGUCUUCUGCAACAAGAUACUGGAUUGUGGAUACAAGAAAACAGGGCAAAAUUCCCUUCUUUGGGUCUAACAGGUGCAAAAUUGUGCAACAUAUGGGCAACAGAGUUACGGAGCCCUUUCAUGGACAUGUCACGACGAGAGAAGGACGAACUAUCAUCAAAGGGAUUUUAACAGACGGAGCCGUUGAAGGGAAAUAUUUUGAACUCGUGUUGCAAGCUUCUCCGCAACAACUAAACCAACCCUACCGGAAAAAUUCUGCAAGAAAAGCUUCAUUGUGCGGAUUUCUUCAGCGCAGUACAAAAGAUGAAUUUGGUUCAUUCGAGGAGACACAUGACGCAUUUUUACAUACAGAGGGGGAAACCAGCGAAGUUUUUGACACACAAGAAGAAAUUCUGACAUUCGCAGAGGAAAAAGUUUCCUAAUUUCCUUAAAAGUUGUACGAGGCGUCAUUCUGUUAAAGAGGUCUGGUUUGGUUAAACUAUACACUUACGUGGAGUUCAAUAUAUCCGCGGAGAUAUUGUUUCUUGAUUUUAUGCCGGCAAGAUUGUUAAGAAUAUGGAUGUCACAGCAUAGAAUUCUUAAACUUUUUGUUUACAAAAUAGACUGACAUAGACCCUAGAUGGUGAAGAAAUGUUGCGUUAACCUUAAAUAUUAAAUAUGAUUUGAAUUGAGGAAUUUGUUGAUGGUUAAAAAUGGUAUUUAGCCGACUGUGGCACGAAUUAAACAUGGAUUUAAGAAGAUGGCCUGUUUUCAUGAUUCUCAUCGAGCGAC